AUGCUCCGCCAGGCUGUUCGAGGAGGAGCUCGAUGGUGCCAUGCGGUCCACAGCCCGUCGAUUUCCCGGCGCUCCUUUAGCGCUGUGAAUGCGCGUCAUCUCAACUUUGGCGGGCCGAACGAUAAGGUCACUUUUUACGAACAAGAAAACCCCUCGAGCAAGAACCGACGGAAGGUCGACCCGGAAGCGGAGGAUAAAGAGGAGCUAAAUGAGGUCCAGGGGGAGCUUUCGAAGCUUCAGGAGGAGCUGAAAGUACUAGAAAAGGGCCCAUUUACGCCCGAUGGCGAAUUCAUUCAGAGUUUACCAGAGGAGGACCGCAAGAUUGCUCUUGAAGCUCUCCGGAAAUACGAAGCAGAGCGUGGCCCGGUUGAGCCACAGCUCUCACUGGACGAUGUCUUUGAUGAGGAGCUGGAUAAUAUGCUGCAAGAUGAGUUCGAGGGUCUUGCGCAGGAACAAGAGAAUUGGCAGGACAGCGUGAGGGACCAACGAAAGCUCGCCUCUCGGAAAGGGUCUCAAGAACGACUUGCAGACCCAACAACCCACGCCUACUCUACACGUUUCAACCAGAACUUACGGCGUUAUACCGGAAAGGUGUCCGAUGAGCGCGCUCAACAAGAGCUUUGGAAGUCAUACCGCCGUUGCAAACAGAAUGUGCCGGACUUCCUGGAAACGCUUAGACCGCACAUGAUGGACUCGGUCUGGGAAUCACAAGUCACUGCGCAAUCAACAAAGUCCACACGGUCGAAGCACCUCCAGACCCUGGUCGAAGACAUGAAAUCGAUUGGAAGACCUCUCACAAUUCCCCAAAUACUUUCCUUUAUCGAAGCUCUUCACGAGGGUGGUGCUAUCAGUGAUGCGCUAGAACAAUGGGAGGGGUAUCAGGCAGAACUCUCACAGAAGAAAGAAGACCUCGAGGAAUACUGGAUGCUGGGCGUCCGACUCUUUGCGGCUGAGAACAACCCCCAGCGAGCUCAAGACAUUGCGUUGGCAUUCCUCGCAAAUGACAGGUCCCGUCAACCUCGUGUACUUAUCCCGGUGAUCAAGGCUUGGGGCAAGAUGUCCGGGAAAGAAGCCGAAGUGAAGGCAUGGGCGCUGUAUCUACAGCUCAAGACCUUCCUAGGACCAGACAUGACUAUGGAGGACUACGACCAAGUUAGCAUCGGUCUCCUCACGGCUGGUCGGUCAGAUGCGGCCGUUGCUGUAUUCAAAGAUAUGAUGGUGACGGGUCAAGACCCAGCCAACGAUUCCACAGCUCUAUAUCAAGCAGCUCUUGGUCUAGCUGGAAACCUCCAAGCGUCGAGCAUCGAUGAGCGCUCCGUCAACAAAGUGUCAUUGUCUGUGCUGACAAUGUUGCCUCGUCGAUUCCACAAUCGGUUCUUCUACGCUAGUUGGAUGAAGAAACUCAUUGGAAUGGGCGAGGUCGACUCAGCCGCAAUGGUGAUUGAACUCAUGUACGAGCGAGGCGUAAAGCCAGAUGCCAAACACCUCAAUGGUGUAAUGGCCGGUUGGCUUCGUGAAGGCAAUGCUGCCGCUCGAGACAAGGCAGAGCGGCUGGGUUGGUCCAUGAUCCAGCAUCGAAUCGACGCCGUGUGGAAACGGUAUCAGCCAGUCGAGACGUCUCCACAGGUCCAGGUCAAGCACCAAGCGAUGGAGCCAAGCCGUAUACCCAAGUUCCUUCGGCGGGAGGUACCCCCAGCAAGCAUCGAAACAUUCUCCAUUCUCCUCCUCCACUAUACCCGUCGCGGCGACGACGAUAUGGUCAAGUAUUUGGCCAAAUGUCUCGGCGAUGCACACAUCCAACCAAACUCCUAUUUCAUGAACCAUCUCCUCUACGCCGAACUCCGCAAACAAGACAUCCACUCUCUCUGGAGCAAAUUCGAGACAAUGACUACCAGCAUCCGACCGGACCUCGAAACCUUUGCAUGCCUCUGGGAUUGCGCAAAGUUGCAAUAUGACCGUGGACGCACUGCCUUCGACGCUGGGUUCCCCUCGGCGCGACAGCUAUAUUCGCACAUGGUGCAGUGGUACUCUCAGCUCUCUCCACGAGCGCAAAAGAACACCACUGAGCAGUUCUCCAAAGAUCUGUAUGACCAGAUCAUCCGCUGCUUCUGUCUGUCAAAGGACCUUUCGGGUACCCUCGUUGCACUUCAUUCAAUGCAUGCAGCUUUCGGCUACGCUCCUGAUGAUAUCACCGCCCGCAUGAUCGUUCUCCAAGUCGCGCGUCUCGCAGGCGUACCAGCCGAGACACCAAAGCGUCGCCUUCGGCGGUUAUCCUCCACCCCACGAAGUAAAGAGAACAUCAGCCAAGUCAGCCAAUUGCUGGAUAUGCUAGGCGAACGCAAGUCGCUGGCUUUGAAAGCGCAGGGCUUGAGUAUCGAGCAACUUGACCCACACGAGAGACAGCAGUACCAGCUUGAGGUUAUGGCUAGUUUACUGCGCAUCGUGCUGAGCCGGACGGAAGGGUUAGAUCCUGUCCAGGUUGAAGCGAAGCUUGCGCUGGCUGCGACUGAGAUGCAUGUGGAGGGUAUCGAUCUUGGGUCGCCACUCGGAGUUGAUGAUACCAAGUUGCUGUAA
This is a messenger RNA of Penicillium daleae, 2574 nucleotides long. Its product is annotated as pentatricopeptide repeat protein. Lineage: Eukaryota; Fungi; Ascomycota; Eurotiomycetes; Eurotiales; Aspergillaceae. The transcript has a single exon. Gene Ontology annotation, molecular function: protein binding. Bases 1 to 2574 code for a protein of 857 amino acids. The record is from RefSeq and is a predicted model, not a curated record.